GCAAGACCAAGUAUGACGAAAAUGGAAACUAUUUACGCGUUAAUUCGUGGGCGGAUAUAUUGUUUACGAUGGCGCAAUCGGAGCGUAAACUGAUUCUGGUCACAGGUUUUGGCCCAUUUGUUGGCCAUGAAGAGGUCAAUGCCAGCUGGGAGGCAGUGCAACUGUUGCCCGAUGUGCUAAUCCACGAGGGAAUCGAGUAUCAACUUGAGAAGCGAAAGGUUGACGUAGAAUAUGCUGCAGUUGAUGAAGCAGUCACAGACCUUUGGCAAAAAAAGCCCGAGUUGGUUGUGCACGUUGGAGUCUCGGGCCUUGCAAAGUGUGUGUGUGUGGAGAAAUUAGCAUAUAAUCAUCAGUUUCGACGUCCCGAUAAUGCUGGGCAAUAUCUGGAGAAGGCCACUUGUUGUCUGCCUUAUAAUGCACAUGCAAAUGUCUUGCGUACUGGACUAAAUGUCGAUAAGAUUGUGCAGGCUGUAAAUGAAACUUGUAAAGAUUGCGUAGCUCCAGUUCACGGUGAUAACGAUAAGUCUGCGUUGACGGCUACGCAAGUAUCUAAAAAUGUCGGUGGUUUUUUGUGCGGGUACAUUUAUCUCAAGUCGUUGGAUGUCAAUUGUAAACGCAGCUUGUUUGUACAUGUUCCACCUAUUGACAUGCCUUUCAGCACGCCGCAAACUGCAGAUAUUGUUUACAAGAUCAUUGAACAAUGUGUUCAACAAUUGUCAGAUUGUUAAACCAAGUCAAUAACCUUUGGAUGUUUUGUUUAUGUUCAGUAUUGAUUCAUAAUUCUCAUGAUUGCAGUCGUGCACGAGCAUUUACUGUUUUGCUCAAUAAUUUUAUAAAUGUCAAUUCCUUGUUUUUGUGCUAAGAAUGCCAGCUGAUCAAACAACUCAUUACGAUUUUAUACAGUUUUUAUUUAAACAAUAUGCCACGCGCUGUUAUUGUCAAUGCACAUAUUUAUAUAAAAUAAAAAAUCAUUGGUUAAUUUUUAGAAUUGUUUGAAAAGUCCCCCUAAUAAAAAACUUCGCUUGAAAUUUUAAUUCAAAACUUCGCGCGCGACAAUAAAUAAUUGAAUAAUAAAUAAUUGCCAUA
Molecule: messenger RNA, 1086 nt
Organism: Drosophila albomicans
Lineage: Eukaryota; Metazoa; Arthropoda; Insecta; Diptera; Drosophilidae
Product: pyroglutamyl-peptidase 1
Exons: 2
Coding region: 69-728 (219 amino acids)
Biological process (GO): proteolysis
Cellular component (GO): cytosol
Molecular function (GO): pyroglutamyl-peptidase activity
Source: RefSeq, a predicted model, not a curated record